Neoarthrinium moseri is the source of this 1701-nucleotide messenger RNA. RefSeq lists its product as uncharacterized. The record is from RefSeq and is a predicted model, not a curated record. Gene Ontology annotation, molecular function: oxidoreductase activity, acting on CH-OH group of donors; flavin adenine dinucleotide binding. The transcript has 4 exons. Lineage: Eukaryota; Fungi; Ascomycota; Sordariomycetes; Amphisphaeriales; Apiosporaceae. Bases 1 to 1701 code for a protein of 566 amino acids.
AUGCCGCUUACCAGCCCUGUCGACUUUCUAGCUCGCAAGUUUGACUAUCUUAUCGUUGGUGGCGGAACCGCGGGCCUCGUCGUCGCCGCCCGUCUCUCCGAAAACCCCGCGUUGACGGUCGGCGUACUAGAGGCCGGUCCGGUAGCCCUCGGUGUUGAAACAAUCGAUAUCCCUGGACUAUACGGCCAAACAUUGGGUACAGACUAUGACUGGAAAUUCGAGACAAUUCCGCAGCCGGGACUAGAUGGGCGGACACUGGCCUGGCCCAGGGGCAAGGUUCUUGGUGGAACAAGCGCCCUGAACUUCAUGACCUGGAACCGAGCCAGUCGUGAGGAUCAUGACGCAUGGCGAGAUCUAGGCAAUAAAGGUUGGGGGUGGGACGAUCUGCUGCCAUACUUCAAGAAGACCGAGAACUUCCACACUCCCGAGGAAUUUAAUCAGAAGGCAAAUUCUCUCUACUACGACAAGCAAGCCGUGGGCGAGUCAGGUCCAAUUCAGGUAGGGUCAUAUUCCACCACAACGUACUGUCUACCGAACGCAUCACGACCGAAUCUUCUCGUUCUGACAGAGGCCUGUGUGACUGAAAUCGUUUUGGAGAAAGAUGAUGGGGAAUGGACUGCGAAGGGUGUUCGGUUCCAGCGUGACGGGUCAUCAUUUUUCGCAGCUGCCUCUCGUGAAGUUAUCAUUUCAGCUGGAAGUGUCCAAUCGCCGCAGAUACUUGAGCUAUCUGGGAUCGGUAACCCAGACAUUCUCAGCAAGGCGAGAAUUUCCGUCAAAGUCAGUAACCCAAACGUUGGUGAAAAUUUACAAGAUCAUAUUAUGGCUGCUUUGAUCUUCGAAGUAGACUCAACCCUUUCUACCCCCGACGACCUUAAACAGCAUAAGGCCGCAGCAGACGCAGCCCGCCACCAGUUCAGAGCUUCUCGUACUGGGCCGCUAACAAUCCUCCCAAACUCAAUAUGUUAUCUCCCCUUCUCUCAUUUUGUCCCUUCCCAUCAACUGCGUGCUCUUUCAGAAGAGGCUGGCUCCAUAACCACCAUUCCUGAUCUAGAGCGUGCCAUACGUCAAGACCGCUUAGCUCCUUCUUCCGCAGCCAAGCUUGGCCAAAUCGAGUACAUCUUCGACCUUGGCAACUGGAAUCCUUUUUUCCAGCCUCCCCCUUCAUCGUAUAAGAAAUACGCAACCUGUCUUCAAAUCCUGCAAUAUCCUUUCUCCAAGGGCUCCAUUCACAUCAGCUCCAACAAUAUCGCCGACAAGCCUAUGAUAGAUCCUCAGUACUAUGGAGGCACUCAUGGCGGGCCCAUAGACCUGUCGUUGAUGGUCCAUGCAGCACGUUUCGCGGCGUACCGCAUUGCGCAGGCUUUACCUCUCGCUGGAAUCAUCCGUCGGCGUGUAUUCCCUCCUCAGGUGCCAGUCGAGGAUGAGGACGAGUCGUUCUGGCGUGACUGGUUGACACAAACAACUAUCACAGACUGGCAUCCGGUGGGAACGUGCGCUAUGGGUGGGCGGAUAGGUAUGAACCCAGCUGGGGGCGGAGUGGUGGAUGACAGAUUGCGGGUCUAUGGGACCAAGGGCCUUCGGGUGGUAGAUGCAAGCGUGAUGCCACUACAGAUCAGCGCGCAUUUGCAAGCGACGGUAUAUGCAAUUGGCGAAAAGGGAGCAGCAAUGAUACUGGAAGAUGCACAGUUUGAGAAUGAGUAG